Haplochromis burtoni (Burton's mouthbrooder) is the source of this 4680-nucleotide messenger RNA. RefSeq names its product E3 SUMO-protein ligase ZBED1-like. The coding region runs from base 3494 to 4660 and encodes 388 amino acids. The record is from RefSeq and is a predicted model, not a curated record. The transcript is spliced from 3 exons. Gene Ontology annotation, molecular function: protein dimerization activity. NCBI's taxonomy places the organism in Eukaryota, Metazoa, Chordata, Actinopteri, Cichliformes, Cichlidae.
GUAUUAGUAAGGAGGAUGUGCUUUUUCUCCUGUGGUGGAAAAGACAUGUUUCUAACUUGAAAACUGUUCCCCAGGGUGCUAGCAGGUGGUUUUGCGUGACUCACAAUUCCCUUGUUUUCGGCAAAUUUGUGACACCUCACUUAUGUUUGUUAUUAUGACCUGAGCCUGUUUUCCAUGCAUCCACCGUGGUAUUUCCACCCAAUUGCAACGAACAAAACGUCAGGUCCACGCCAUCCCCGUGCUGCUCCCUGCAUCGGCUUCCACGAGGCCUUGUUCUUAUCUCGUUUUCUACGGGGUGGGGGUUGUACGAGUGCCGAAUUGCUUAGUUCAGCCUCUGCAGAUAGCUAUCACUUCAGAAGCUAUUUGCUUGUAGCCCCUGCGAGGGAAGCCAAGAUGGAUGCGUUAGCGAUUUGUUGAUGAGCGAAAAUAAAACUUUUACGCUUGACAGUUUGCUCCAAAGUGGAUUCCUUUUGCUACCUGCAGGUAUGUCUAGGGAACACUUAUAAUCCAUCUGAUGCUGUUCAAGCAUGGGACAGCGGGCAGGUUUGCCUCUGGUGGUGAAUUCCUUCUGCGAGUGUGAGAGAAGGAAAGAUUUGUAUGCUGCCUGCGUGAGUAAAGCGGUAAUAUAGAGGAAAACAAGAUGCUCAGAUUAGACGCUUUGAUGAUUGUGUGUUUAGAUCUCCUUUUUACUCUGAAGACAACCACCCUGGCUCAUUUACAUUAAAUAUUUUGAAGAGCUAAAGCACCAAAGUGUACUAUUGUCACACUAAUCUAAAUUAAUGUACUGAUAGGAACAUAAUUUAGUGAAAGGAGCCAGAGUGACACAGUGUGUGGAAAGUGCUGAGACGAUCAGUAGCCCAAACCACCGAGCUGAUUUACACACUCCACAGAAUAUGCAGUGAUUAUGCAGCAGUUUGACCUGGUGGAAUAAUCAGCCUAUUUUCUUUCCUCUCUCGCAGCCCGACACUUGUUCUCCAAGUCCCGCUCUCCUCCGUGCAUGUGCUUCAGAAUAUGCGUUAGAGCAUUUCAUUAACCUACGAUGGAGAUGUUAAUAAACACAGCCUGCGGGCACGCAUCGAUUGAUCACAAUUUCCUUACUGCUGUUUUGCCUGGUGUGUCACAGAUACACACAGAGUGCGCACAGAUCUACAUGAAGGCUUGUAUGUGCAUGAAUAAUCACCAGCACAGACAUGCACAAAUGUACAAUAAAGCGCCAGCACACAAGCCCACAUCUUCACUCACCCUGAGAAUGAUGAAUUGCAGUGGAUUCUGGUUUUCAGACAGAUAGGCAUGAAGAAUUACACUGAUCAUCGUUUUAGUAAUGCAGUUUUUUUUCCCUUCUCUUUUCCUAAACAUGGUUCUCGUUUGUUUUGGCUUCUAAGAUCAGCACAGCGAGCGGGGAACAAACCAGAGUCGGUGUUUUGGCUUAAAGGAGAGCCGCUCAUUUUCUGUGUUUGCACGUCGCUGAACGCUGAGGCCUCAUCGUGGUGCUGCUGGUAGCGAGGCUUGUUUUGCAUGCUGCUUACAUGGCUGCACGAUCACUGUGUGUGUUUAAGUUGUGGGUGAGACACCGCAGCGGUUUGACAUAUAUUCUCCUGGGUGAUCGCACACACAAACACACAUACACAGGAAGCAAGGUGCAGCCUGUGUGAGAUGAAGGUGUUUACAUGCAUAUUAUAAAGCUGGCUUAAAAACAUGUCUGAGACGUUCCCAGCAUUUGUAACACAUCACUGUCACACAGUUCAGAGAGGUAUACAUUGUGUGAACAAAGCGAAACUUCCAUACUUGCACCCAGGUCACUGUGGAGUGGGUGUGCAAAGGCGAUAAAUACACUCUUUUUUUUCUUUUUUUUCACGCAGCUGCAGUUUUACAGUUGCUAUUAACGAAGAUCCAGAGGUACUCUGGCUGACACAGACUCUCACAUUCGAGAUUAAGAUCUCUUUUUCAAAAGGAAACCGUGUUCAAGAAUAACAUGUAUGCAUUAAACAUAGAGAUAAAACAGAAACAGAAACACAGAAGAGAAAUUCAACGUGACACGAUUUGCAUAUACAGUUCAGAUAGUCUACAGUGUGGAAAUUAGGUAAUUCUGCAAAAGGCUUUGCACCAGUUUUCAAGCAACAGAGUCAAAAUAUCCUGUGAGCUGACAUUAUGUAAUUUCUAUAUAAGCGUGGGAAGUGAGGAUCAUGUUUUGUCAUAGUUAUCACACGGGCAUAGUGUGUCUUUACAUGCAGCCAUGGGAAAAAGACACUACACCCUAGGAAAACGCAACCUUAGAUGAAGAAUAAAACAUUACAAGUUACAUUGUGUCAUUCUUUAUGUAACAAAAAUUAAGCCAGUGUGUGAAAAGUUAAGUACACUCUUACUGCUUCUAUAGGAAUUAAGCGGGUAAGUAGCUGCUGGGUGUUGCUAAUCAAAUACACUUAACCGAUCAUCAGCACCUCUGUAAAAGCUGAAGUUUUGGCAGUUUGCUAGUCUGAAGUGUUCAGGUGUGUUAACACAAUGCCAAGGAGGAAAGAUCAGCAGGAUCUUAGAGAAGCAAUUGUUCCUGCUCUUCAGCCUAUUAAGGGUUAUAUGGCCAUUUUCCAAAGCACUUUAACGCUCUACAGUUCUACAGUGAGAAACAUUUUGCACAGAUGCACAAAAGAUUUCAGACAGUCAUCCCAGGAGGGGACAUCCCAGCAAAUUCAGCCUGAAGUCAGACCAUGCACUACUCAAGACAGAAUGCAAAACAUCCGAGAGCUUCAUCUCAGACUCUACAGGCCUCGCAGAAUGUGACAUGUUAAAGUUCGUGACUGUACAAUUAUUAAAAGGCUGAACAAGUAUGACUUGCGUGGAAGGAUUGCCAGGAGAAAGCCUCUCCUCUCUAAUGGAUAUGGCAGCACAGUUUAGGUUUGCAAAAUUGCAUCUGGACAAAGUACAAGACUUCUGGAGCGAUAUCCUUUGGACAGAGGAGGCCAAAGUGGAGAAGUCUGGCACCACAUCUAGAGAAAACCAAACAGUAUAUCAACUAGGGGUGGGGGAAAAAAUCGAUACUGCGUAGUAUUGCGAUAUUUUGUUUGCUAAUAAUGUAUCGAUACAGGGACAGCAGACAUCGAUAUUUUGUUCCAAAAACUUCCAGUCCACCAGAUGGUGCGGUUGAGCUUUUUCUCUAGUGAGGUCAGCAGAGGUUAGGUCAGCACAUGGGAAAAUUGAUCAAACAGCCGUACCCAAUCUCUACCUAGAUGUGAAGCGUAAAGUUGAGGAAAGUUUGAGCACAGCAGAAAGGGUUGCAUUAACUUGCGACGCAUGGACCUCGCGGGCUGUGGAUUCAUAUGUGACUAUAACAGCUCAUUAUCUCACAGCGGACUGGCAACUGCUGUCUUACGUUCUCCAAACUCGAACAUUACAUGAAAGUCACACCGGAGCGAACAUUGCAAAUCUCCUGCAAAAUGCAGCACAGGAAUGGGGGAUUGCCGACAAAAAUCUGGUGGUUGUCACCGACAAUGCUUCUAAUAUGACAAUUGCCACUCAGCUAGCGGGAUACCUGCAUGUGAAGUGUUUCGCCCAUACGUUCAAUCUGGCAUCACAACGAGCCUUAAACCUGCCUGCAGUAGCCAGGGUCUUGGGGAGAGUGCGGCGCAUAACUGGGUUUUUCAAUAGAAGCACAGUGGCAAACCACGCUCUGGAGCAAAAACAGAAAAUGUUACAGCUCCCGACUCACAAGCUCAAGACCGACGUCUGCACGAGAUGGAACAGUGCUUAUGACAUGCUCCAGCGUUUCCUUGAACAACAACCUGCGAUUUGUGCAGCGCUGCUGUCUCCCGAAGUCAGAAAGAGUAGCACAGAUAUCUUUACUCUAAACGAGACGAAUAUUGGGAACACUGAAGAAAUUGUCCGGGCCUUGAAGUCAAUGCAAGUCACGACUACUGUGAUGUCUGAGGAAAAGAAUCCUACUCUGUCUCUCGUAGCACCGCUGCUAGCACAGCUGUUGCACGACACCCAAGACAACAUUGGUGACACAGCGCUGGUCAGAAACAUCAAGCAAAGUAUCAGUCAAGAUCUUAAGAAGAGAUAUGCCAGCACAGUCGAGAGGAACACCCUCUACACAGCAUCAGCUCUCGACCCACGCUUUAAAACCCUGCCGUUCCUGUCACUGGAGGAAAGACAGGAAACCUAUGCCAGAGUGGUUGCUGAGGCUAUAACCCUUCAGGAAGAAAAGAGGCAGCAGCCCAUCUGUGAGCCAGAAGCCCAUGAACAUCAUGAGAAACCUGACGAGACUGAACAAAAUCCCAGACCCCCUCUCAUACCAGCCAAGAUGAGGAAGUCUUGUGGGUUAACAGACUUGCUUGGUCAGACUUAUGGUGAUGUUGGAGCCCCACCAAAAUCAUUAUCUGCCACAGCUGAGGAGGAGGUGAAAAGAUACCAGGAGGUCACGUCACUGGCACUCACAGAAGACCCACUAAGCUGGUGGAAAUCCCAUGAGGAAGUCUAUCCUUUCCUGGCCACACUGGCAAAAAGAUACCUUUGUAUCCCAGGUACUAGUGUCUCGGCUGAAAGAGUCUUCUCAACCGCUGGAGACAUCGUCACAGCAAAACGGAGCACUCUGACUUCAGAGCAUGUUGAUCAGCUCCUUUUUCUGAGCAAGAAUGCUGACAUUGCUUCACUGUCCAAAUGUGUUUAACUUUUUAGGGCAGCAACAAA